Messenger RNA from Boeremia exigua, 1308 nucleotides. RefSeq lists its product as uncharacterized. The transcript has 3 exons. Bases 1 to 1308 code for a protein of 435 amino acids. Lineage: Eukaryota; Fungi; Ascomycota; Dothideomycetes; Pleosporales; Didymellaceae. The record is from RefSeq and is a predicted model, not a curated record.
AUGCAUUGGCUCCAGACUGAGGACGAUGGCACUUACAGCUUACAGUCGCUUCAACUGGACAUCGUUGGUUUUCUUGCUAUUCUCGGUGAGGGUUCCGUGCUCGCCAACGCCCAGGUGUCUACACUCUCAAAAUGGAUCUUCCUUCCACGAUUGAUCCCAGCUCCCCAAGCCCUCAUGCGCCCGACGCGGCCGCUAGACCUCGAGCCUGUUCGUGGUGAUGUGUCGGGUGUGUGGUCAGGCAAUGAUAGGGACCAUGUCAAUCAUAUUGGCAACAUUAUUUGCGAUUCCAACAAUUUACCACGACACUCCGUUCGAGUUGUGACUAUCGCACGCGUCACUGAUGAUCCUAUCAAGGCCAAGCCUUACGGGCCUCUUACCUAUGUUGCAAUACUUGGCUUCGCACUUUCAGCAAUGCUAUUGGGAUUGUCCAUAUAUCUACGUGACGGCAUGUCUAUUAUUGCAACCGCACUCCUUUCGUUCUUAUCCAGUCUCAUUGGCUUGGGCAAUUUCUGGUACCUCCGACUCCCGAAACGCAAGCCCGCAGAAGAAAAGCCAGAAGUGCCUGAUGGCGAUGUUGUCAUCAGAUACCCGAAAGGUAAUUUCCUAAUCGUGCGCUGCCAUGAGGAUGUGGCGCGUGAGCUAUACUUCGCACCAGAAGAGAUCGAAUACCUUAUCGAAGAUGCUUGGAUAUAUCGCCUCCUUAGCCUUGUCGGCACCAUGAUGCUCAUGGGCGGGGUCAUUUGUCUCGCCAACGCCAGGAUCGAAAGCCAACUCGCAUGGGCCGGUUCCUACAUGUUGCUUGGAUCUGCUUACUGGAUUGUUGCUGCGCUUCCUGGUAAAGUGCACUGGGACACAUCAUGCUACAAGGUGACGUCCGAGGCACUGUCGGAUUACGAGAUGCAUACAAAAGGACGCUUUCUCUCCUCCAUCAGGAAAGAAUAUCCCUACUCAAAAAGCAAAUCAUUCACGGAGGCUCUGUGGAAAGCAAUCGUGGCUAGCAAGGACGCAACAUGGGUUCGCAGAGGCGACCAUUGCCCGGAAACGAAAGCCUGGGACGACUGGCUAUCCGAGGCAAAGAACUGCAGCCGGGACUAUUCAAUGCUGGAGGAGAAAGAAAAGAAAGAACACGAAAGGAAGAACGGUUUGACUAUUUGGGAGAUCCCUCCUUGGAAUCCAUCGGUGUAUUUCCAGUCCUUGAUGAGGGCUGAAGACCAGAGAAAGGAGCAAGCGAAGAAAGAGCGAGCGGCGCAAAGUGUACGAGCGACCAGCGUUAGGCGAGAAGCUAUAGGUGCUGUGGAUUCUGCAUAG